Molecule: messenger RNA, 1209 nt
Organism: Phytophthora nicotianae INRA-310
Lineage: Eukaryota; Oomycota; Peronosporomycetes; Peronosporales; Peronosporaceae
Exons: 5
Coding region: 1-1209 (402 amino acids)
Cellular component (GO): COP9 signalosome
Molecular function (GO): protein binding
Source: RefSeq, a predicted model, not a curated record
AUGGCAGCGCUCGAGGGCUUCGACGUGGAGGCGUAUGCCGCCAAAUACAGCGGACGCAACCGAACCGAGCGGCUGUUGUUCCUCACUCAGGCAUGCCCCGCGCUGGAGGCAGAGUCCAAGCGCGCUCUACUUCGAGAGCUCAAGGGGAGUCUGAAUAUGGGACUUUAUGCGGAGUUGCUUGGCGAGAAGGUGAAAGACGAGGCCAAUUUCAUUGACAAUGUGAAGCACAACGCGGCACAGCAGCACGAGCGACUGGAGCAAGAGCUCAAUUCAUAUAAGUCCACGAUGAUCAAGGAAAGCAUCCGGAUGGGUCAUAACGACUUGGGAGAUUUUUACUACGAGUUGGGGGACUUGGCCUCUGCGCUGAAGAGUUUUGCUCAAGCACGAGAUUAUUGCACCACGGAUAAACACAUUAUUGAAAUGUGUCUAAACGUGAGCAAAGUGGCACUGCACAUGCGCAACUUCGGCCAUGUCACCAACUAUUUGACAAAAUUGGAACAAGUGAGCACUUCCCAGAGUGACCCCAUCCUCAAGUCGAAGAUCGCGUCGGCUUUUGGUCUUGUGGCUCUGCACGAUAAGAAUUACCACGGAGCGGCUUCCAAGUUUAUUGAGUGCAGUGCGGAGAUUGGCGCGAGUUAUAAUGAAGUACUGCAUGCUGAGGAUAUCGCACUGUACGGCGGAAUUUGCGCUCUGGCGUCGUUCAAGCGUGAAGAGUUGAAGGAGAAAGUGAUCAACAACUCGUCGUUCAAGGCGUUCUUGGAGCUGCUUCCAUGGCUGCGUGAACUCAUCACGGACUUUUACUCGAGCAACUACGCGUCGUGCCUGCAGACACUGGAGCGAAUGAAGCCCGAGCUGAAGCUGGACUUGUACCUGUGCGAGCAUGUGGAGAACUUGUGCAAGGAGAUUCGCAGUCGUGGGAUUAUCCAGUACUUCUUCCCGUACCUUUCCGUGGACCUGCAUCAGAUGGCUCGCACUUUCAACACCCCGAUGGCGGAUCUUGAGAAGGAGAUCUGUGAGCUGAUCGCUGCAGAGCGUCUCCACGCACGAAUGGAUUCGUAUCAAAAGGUGUUGUAUGUUUACCACCCGAACCAGCGCGCUGCAACGUACGACCGUGCGUUUGAAGUGGGUCGCAAGUAUGCAGCGGAGUCGCGCAACCUGCUGCUGCGUAUGAGCUUGCUCAAGAACAACAUCAUUAUCCGCGACUCGUAA